AUGAGAUUGACAUUACAGACUUCGUAUCCCACUACUACGGCCUCACCUCAUUUCGGCUGUAUCGCUCACUCAACGGCUUCCCCUUCCCCCGAGGACGAAUAUCGCUGGUGGUACUCCUCGCAGCCCGAUUACCGCCCUCGACGCGUAUCGCCUGUGUUCUCGCACGUCACCUCGGUCAAGCUCUUCUGCGAGCCGGACCCUGCCUCGCUGGGCCACUUCCCCAACCUCAGGUGUCUGCGGCUGAACCGCCCGUUCCCGCUGUCGUAUCUGCGCAACCACCUGCCGCGCAGCCUUGGCACGAUCGCGCUGGAGGUCGACCACUUCUCUCAUAUGGAGGCCGUGCGAGGCGAGUGGGAUUUUUACAAAUUCGAGAUGCUGACGAAGUGGGGCAUCCACAAUGCCCUGCGCUCGGGCUUCUGGAAGGGACAGACGAGGAGAAUGCUGGUCGAGUGUGGGGAGGCGGGGGCAGAAAAGGUCAUUGGGUUGGAUGCGGUCGCGCAGGGUUGUAAAGAGAAAGGGAUCGAGUUCGGGUGUUUGUACUGA
This is a messenger RNA of Gloeophyllum trabeum ATCC 11539, 543 nucleotides long. RefSeq lists its product as uncharacterized. The transcript has a single exon. Bases 1 to 543 code for a protein of 180 amino acids. NCBI's taxonomy places the organism in Eukaryota, Fungi, Basidiomycota, Agaricomycetes, Gloeophyllales, Gloeophyllaceae. The record is from RefSeq and is a predicted model, not a curated record.